AUGGCUUUUCUUCAAAUUUUCCACCAGACUGGAAGAGUCACCCACCUCCUGAUUCUCUGCUUACUUCUGGAGACUGCCUAUUGUCAGGACAAUAGGAAUUGGUCACUUUCACUGAACAGGAGACUCUUUCAGACAAACAGGACAAAUGAAGUUAUAGUAGAACUCACAGUUACAAAUAAUGUGAAUAAAUGCUUGGGGAUAGAAGUCAGUACUGAGGACAAUCGAAAUAUCAAGUACCUUUCUACUCCUGAAAGCCCUGUUGCUUGUGUGUGUACUGUUGCCAAAUUCUUCUGGAAGGUUCUUGUCUCUGAAAAUGCUGUCCUACAAACGAAGGUGGAAGUUUUUUCAGAAAAGGACAUAUGUAAUGAUGGUAAUACUCGACACCUAGUAACUGUCUACCUCAGGAAUACUUUUUAUAACAUGUCAAAAUAG
Apodemus sylvaticus (European woodmouse) is the source of this 432-nucleotide messenger RNA. Its product is annotated as prolactin-inducible protein homolog. NCBI's taxonomy places the organism in Eukaryota, Metazoa, Chordata, Mammalia, Rodentia, Muridae. The transcript has 4 exons. Bases 1 to 432 code for a protein of 143 amino acids. Gene Ontology annotation, cellular component: extracellular region. The record is from RefSeq and is a predicted model, not a curated record. Gene Ontology annotation, molecular function: aspartic-type endopeptidase activity. Gene Ontology annotation, biological process: proteolysis; regulation of immune system process.